Molecule: messenger RNA, 1776 nt
Organism: Trichomycterus rosablanca
Lineage: Eukaryota; Metazoa; Chordata; Actinopteri; Siluriformes; Trichomycteridae
Product: zinc finger protein 850-like
Exons: 3
Source: RefSeq, a predicted model, not a curated record
AAAAGACACCAGCGCAUUCACACUGGAGAGAAACCGUAUCAGUGUUCACAGUGUGGAAAGAGUUUUAAUAUACAGAGUAAUCUUAAAAAACACCAGCGCAUUCACACUGGAGAGAAACUGUAUCAGUGCUCACAGUGUGGAAAGAGUUUUAAUGGACAGAGUGAUCUGAAAAGACACCAGCAAAUUCACACUGGAGAGAAACCGUAUCAGUGCUCACAAUGUGGAAAGAGUUUUAAUAGACAGAGCCAUCUCAAAAUACACCAGUGCAUUCACACUGGAGAGAAACCAUAUCAGUGCUCACAGUGUGGAAAGAGUUUUAAUCGAAAGAGUGUUCUCAAAAGACACCAGCACAUUCACACUGGAGAGAAACCAUAUCAGUGCUCACAGUGUGGAAAGAGUUUUAAUGGACAGAGUGAUCUGAAAAGACACCAGCACAUUCACACUGGAGAGAAACCAUAUCAGUGCUCACAGUGUGGAAAAAGUUUUAAUAGACAGAGUGCUCUCAAAGCACACAAGCGCAUUCACACUGGAGAGAAACCGUAUCAAUGCUCACAGUGUGGAAAGAGUUUUAAUAUACAGAGUGAUCUGAAAAGACACCAGAACAUUCACACCGGAGAGAAACCGUAUCAGUGCUCACAGUGUGAAAAGAAUUUUAAUAUACUGAGUCAUCUCAAAAUACAUCAGCGCAUUCACACUGGGGAGAAACCGUAUCAGUGCUCACAGUGUGGAAAGAGUUUUAAUGGACAGAGUAAUCUCAAAAAACACCAGCGCAUUCACACUGGACAGAAACCGUAUCAGUGCUCACAGUGUGGAAAGAGUUUUAAUGAACAGAGUGAUCUGAAAAGACACCAGCACAUUCACACUGGAGAGAAACCGUAUCAAUGUGAGUGUGGGAAGAGUUUUACUACGCAGGGUAAUCUCCAACGACACCAGCGCAUUCAUACAGGAGAGAAGCCAUAUCACUGCUCAGAGUGUGGGAAGAGUUUUUCUCAUCAGACUACACUUCAACAACACCAGCGUAUUCACACAGGAGAGAAGCCCUAUCACUGCUUAGAGUGUGGAAAGAGUUUUACUCAAAUUAGUUCCCUUAAAGUACACCAGCGUGUUCACACUGAAGAGAAGCCAUAUUACUGCUCAGUGUGUGGAAAGAGUUUUUCUCAUCAGACUACACUCCAACAACACAAGCGUAUUCACACAGGAGUGAAACCGUAUCACUGCUCAGAGUGUGGAAAGAGUUUUGCUGAACAUAGCACCCUUCAAAAACACCAGCGUAUUCACACAGGAGAGAAACCGUAUAACUGCACUGAGUGUGGAAAGAGUUUUACUCAAAGUAGUGCCCUUAAAGUACACCAGCGUAUUCACACAGGAGAGAAACCGUAUCACUGCUCACAGUGUGGAAAAAGUUUUACUCAAUGGAGUAAUCUCCAAGAACACCAGCGUAUUCACACAGGAGAGAAACCGUAUCACUGCUCAGAGUGUGGAAAGAGUUUUGCUCAAUGGGGUAACCUUCAAAACCACCAGCGUAUUCACACAGGAGAGAAACCAUAUCACUGCUCAGAGUGUGGAAAGAUUUUUAAUCAAAGUAGUGCCCUUAAAGUACACCAGCGUAUUCACACACUAGAGAAACCGUAUCACUGCUCAGAGUGUGGAAAGAUUUUUAAUCAAAGUACUGCCCUUAAAGUACACCAGCGUAUUCACACAGGAGAGAAACCGUAUCACUGCUCAGUGUGUGGAAAGAGUUUUGCUCAUGAAAAUAGUCUCAAACGGCAUCAGCGU